This is a messenger RNA of Cyanistes caeruleus (blue tit), 4656 nucleotides long. NCBI's taxonomy places the organism in Eukaryota, Metazoa, Chordata, Aves, Passeriformes, Paridae. The record is from RefSeq and is a predicted model, not a curated record.
AUUUUUUAAAAACCCAGAUGUGCUGCGGGGGAAGCGUGCCCCGGAACCCCCAUUUAAUCACCCUGCUCCUGAAAAGCAGAGCACGAAAUGCCGUGUAAAGCCCUGCCCGGAGCCCCCGAGCCCGUCCUGCAGAAGUUGGUCUGUUUGUGGUAACACCUUUUUGCAUCGUUCUAUCCAAAAGAUAAAAAGAUGAAAGCCUCGGUCAUGCUUUGCAGCAAAUUUCAUGUAACAUACAAGGGGAACUGAAGCAGAAACCAAAGCCAAGGCAAAGCAGCAUCUGACCUUGUCACUGGGGGGCAGAAAACAGCCGCUGGUUCCACUGGUGCUUCAAUCAAGCUCCCUGGGCAAUGUGGAAUUGCAGAGAGCUCACAAAGUGCAAGUUCCUUCCAGGUCCGUGGGGUGAAUAAAAAUUGUUAAUUCUUGGCUUGAUUUGUCAUCCUUUGGGGGCAAAAAAAGGUAUGUCAGACUGGCAAUUAUACAGUUAGACCGAGCACAAGUGGAAGUGGGUUGCUCCGGAGAUGAGAGUGACUGAGGCCAGCAAAGCCAAGGAGAAGCCUGUUCAACUCCACAUCUACCCGGGAUUCCUUGGAGAGGUGAUAAAGUGAGUAAUAAGGAGAAGUGGGAGUUAUAAAGUGAAUGCGACAGCUCCAGCAGAACUUCUUCUCACUGCCACAUACGCUUGUUACAAAGCAACUAAUGUUAUUUGGAAAUCUAUUUGAGGAGAAAAUGCACUUUGAGCAUCUCUGCAGUUCUUGUGUCUGAAGCAUUGAUCAGGAAAAUCGGCAGCACAACGCCAACAAAGGAAAAGAGAAUAUGGUGAAGGCAGCUAAAGAAAUUCAAAUGGAGAACCCAAGAGAGGCAGAGACUCCCAGCACAGGGGCCACAUGUUCCCCACCAGAGGAACAAGCGAAAAAACCCUCUAUGCUCUGUUUUAAGAAGCAGAAGAAGUCCUGUAAGAAGGGGCUGACUGCGAAGGAUGCGUGCGAAGGAGCCUCAGAAGAGAAAAGCCAAUGUGUCAGCGCUGACCAAGAGGAGGCAAAAGCUUCCAAUCCAUCACGAUCCUCCAAAGGGACUUGGGCAGCCAUCAAAAACCUUGCCAAACCUCGGAGAAGGCAGAAGUCCUCCUCACGGAAGAAGGUGCCCUCUGAUUCCCAAGUGCAGCUGGAGGUGGAUGCUGAGGAGAGCUGUGCGCGAGACCUCCCAAAGAAACGGGCGAGCUCUGGGGUGAAGAUGCCCUGUGUGAGAUUCUCCAGAGGCAAGAAAAAACCCAGCCCCUCAGAAGCAGUGGAGGAGUCAGAGGGCAGUGUUCAAGCAAAUGAAGUGAUGGGUGUUGUGAAUAAGGCUAGUGAAGAGCCAGAGGAUUUGGCCCCGACGGACAAAUCUGAACCCUUCAGCCCAGUCUCUGCACAGGAGGAGCGGGAUACGGUGAAGCAGGAGCAGCAUAGAAUGAAAGAGGACAAGGACAUAAUGAAAGAGGAUCAGGAUACAGUGAAGGAGGACCAGGAUACGGGGAAGGAGGACCAGGAUACAGUGAAAGAGGACCACGAUACAGCAAAGGAAAGUGACACCUCUGUGGGGAAGAGUGAGCCCUUGACAGAGCCCACACGUGAUGCAGAGGAACACUCAGAGUGCACUGUUCAGUUGGAGAUAACCCAUUCAGAGACAGUUGAUGAAACAGCCCAGGACAAACUGCAGGAAGGGAGCCUACCCCAAAUCACCAACGAUGCAGAGGGCAGGGAAGUUGCUCCUGAAGCACCUGUUCCUAAAGACCAACCUGACAUCCCUGAAAUCACAGAGUGGCAGGAAAUCCCUAAUACCUGCAAAGAGAUGCCUGAAAGGGAUGAACUGGAAAAGAGCAUAAAUCUUCCCAAGGAGUGCAAAGCCGAGGAGUCUGUAACUGAUUUCAGUCAGUUGGCAUCUGGAGGUGAUGCAGCAAAUGUGCAGGAGGCAGUGAGUGUGCAGGAUGUAGUGAGUGUGCAGGAUGUAGUGAGUGUGCAGGAUGUAGUGAGUGUGCAGGAUGCAGAAAGUGUGCAGGAUGCAGUGAGUGUGCAGGAUGUAGUGAGUGUGAAGGAUGUAGUGAGUGUCCAAGAGGCAGCGAAUGUGCAGGAUGCAGUGAGUGUGCAGGAUGUCACAAGUGUGCAAGAUGCCACGAGUGUGCAGGAUGUGGCAAGUGUGCAGGAGGCAGUGAGUGUGCAGGAGGCAGCAAGCAUGCAAGAUGCCACAAGUGUGCAGGAUGUCAUGAGUGUCCAAGAGGCAGCGAAUGUGCAGGAUGCAGUGAGUGCACAGGUUGCAGAGAGUGUGCAGGAGGCAGUGAGUGUGCAAGAAGCAGCGAGUGCGCAGGAUGCAGUGAGUGCACAGGAUGCAGUGAAUGUGCAAGAAGCAGUGAGUGCGCAGGAUGCAGUGAGUGCACAGGAUGCAGUGAGUACACAGGAUGCAGUGAGUGUGCAAGAGGCAGUGAAUAUGCAAGAAGCAGUGAGUGUGCAGGAUGCAGUGAGUGCACAGGAUGCAGUGAGUGUGCAGGAGGCAGUGAGUGUGCAAGAUGCAGUGAGUGUGCAAGAGGCAGUGAAUGUGCAAGAAGCAGCAAGUGUGCAGGAUGCAGUGAGUGCACAGGAUGCAGUGAGUGUGCAGGAGGCAGUGAGUGUGCAAGAUGCAGUGAGUGCACAGGAUGUAUCAAGUGUGCAGGAUGCAGUGAGUGCACAGGAUGUAUCAAGUGUGCAGGAGGCAGUGAGUGCACAGGAUGUAUCAAGUGUGCAGGAGGCAGUGAGUGUGCAGGAUGCAGUGAGUGCACAGGAUGUAUCAAGUGUGCAGGAGGCAGUGAGUGCACAGGAUGUAUCAAGUGUGCAGGAGGCAGUGAGUGUGCAGGAAUGCUCCAGCCGUCAGAUAUUAGAAGCAAAUACAGGUGCUGGUGUCAGUAUUGUCAUCACCAUCACCGAAGCUGAGGACUCCGACAACACCGACUCUGACCAGGCCUAUGAGCCAUCCCCAGUUUUGCGCCAAAAAAAGCAAAAAGGGAAUAAAAAAUCGAACAGGAAUGCUGAUGUUGGUCAAAAAGAGGGCCCCGAGGCUGGUGGUGGUCCCCAGGCAGAGGAGAAAGGUCUGGGUGACCAAGGGCACAGAACUGGGGAGCAGUACGAGUUGCUCCUUGUAGAAACCGCCUCUUCCCUCGUGAAGGCGGCCAUUCAGUCAUCCAUAGAGCAGCUGGUCAACGAAAUGGCCCUGGAACAGAAUAAACACAACAGCUUUCUGUGAUGGCAGCCUUGCCCCAGAGAGAAGGAGUAGAGGGAGUGAUUUCAAGCUCCAUUUGGCCUGCGGGGUGUGGAGAACUCGGAGAGCUCCCGGGGCCGAGGUGUAGUUAAUUCUGCAUGCCCGUUCAGCUGUGUGUCUACGUGGAGCGGAUCCUGGGAUGUGGGCAGACCCUGCUGAGUGCAGUGCAUCCCCUGGGGCUUCAGACAGCGCCACUGACCACAGCUGCGGAAAAAUUAAGAUGUUACAGUGACUGUAUUUUCACUUAUUGGCACAUUUAUGUCAAGGCCACAUUUCUGCCGUCACCCAUGUCCUGUUUCCCCGCUGCUCACGCUGCAGAUCUGUACAUACCAUGUGUUUGAAGAAAGGUCCUGAGAGGCAGUGAGUGCCUGUCCUGCUGCUGGGCUGCAUUUGGGGCACGCUGGAACAGCUGGAGGCUUGCUGGGGCUCUACUGCAGAUGAGGAAGAGUGAAGUGUCUGCAACAUUAACACGGAAGCAUCAUUGCCAGGCUGUGUUUUGUGCUGUGAACAGGCCCUGGCUAGGCACAGGCGCCAGGAACCGCGGUCACUGCUGUCGCAUGAAGCCGGCGAGUUCCAGCGAGCUCCCUCUCUCCUUCACUCGGCCUCUCCCCCAUCACAAGCAGCCUGUGCAUCUCCAGAUUCACUCAAGCUCAGCAUCAGCCUCGCCUUGCUGACCCCGGGCCAAUGCCAAGAAAGCGACAGCGCCUCGUUGGCUGCGGGGCCUUUCUUGCCCCACGAAAGGCAAGGGGCAGAACUCCCUGCUGGGCCGGGCGAGAGCAGCUCUGCCACAGGCAGCCCCUCUCCUCCCUCGCCUCCCUCCUUGCCCAUCCUGCUGUCGUGGUGAAGCUCUCCUCAGAUGUAGCAUAUUUUUUAUACAUGGCAUGCGAUAUAAAUAGCAGUGAGCUGCAUGCGUGUUAGCAGUCAACACAGUUUGGGAAGCUGCCGUGUGCUGCCGGCGCUGGGAUUGCUUUGGUUCGGUGUGAGUGCCGCUGGCAUCCCUGGCUGCUGUCCCUCACCGCUCCCCGCUCACAGCAAAGCCCUCCUGCCUUCAUCCAGCCCAGGCAUCCCUUGGGAAUGGUGCAUUAUGCCCGGCUCGCUGCCACCAGGCUCUGGCACGCCAUGUAGCUCGCUCUGAAACAUGCAGGGAAAUGCUGGAGCAAUCUUACCAAAGUCCUCAGGGAAAAAAAUCCAGACAUGAGGGCCUGAGGACAUGGCUGGAAAAUGCCUGGACAAGCCUACUGCUGUCAAACCCCCGUGAACUGCCCUGCCCCAAGGGGGUUUGCACAGGGCUAGCGUGUGUGCGCGAGCAUCACCUCCAACUAGCAGCUCUCCAGGAGAAAGGGGCCUUUUAAUGACAUGGGAUUGCAUCUGCGUGGCUGGGAGUUGUGUCCA